Messenger RNA from Arachis stenosperma, 396 nucleotides. RefSeq lists its product as uncharacterized. The record is from RefSeq and is a predicted model, not a curated record. NCBI's taxonomy places the organism in Eukaryota, Viridiplantae, Streptophyta, Magnoliopsida, Fabales, Fabaceae. Bases 1 to 396 code for a protein of 131 amino acids. The transcript has a single exon.
AUGAUGCCUCUGUCUCUCAUGAAGAGGUUGCAAAUCAAUGAAAUGAAAUCCACAGAUGUAGUCAUCGAAUUGGCCGAUAAGACUCAGAAGCAAGCUGAAGGAGUAGUCGAGAAUGUAUUGGUCAAAGUGGGAAAUUACUUUCUCCCCACUGACUUUGUUGUUCUGGACAUGGAAGAAAGCUACCUCCAUCCAAUCAUGCUGGGGAGACCAUUUUUAGCCACUGCUAGAGCACUCAUCGAUGUGGAACAAAGAGAGUUAAUAUUGAGAAUACAUGAUGAACAUCUCAUCUUAAAUGAUUUCAAACCCACACUUGAAUCAGUGUCAGAACCUAAAGAGCCGAAGGAUGAUCACAGCAAAAUGUGCCUAGAGGAAAGCAAUAGUGAAUCCAAAACAUGA